Messenger RNA from Encephalitozoon hellem ATCC 50504, 1308 nucleotides. RefSeq lists its product as uncharacterized. Bases 1 to 1308 code for a protein of 435 amino acids. The record is from RefSeq and is a predicted model, not a curated record. The transcript has a single exon. Lineage: Eukaryota; Fungi; Microsporidia; Unikaryonidae.
AUGUUGUCGAAGCCAUUGGAACUCUUCUUUGAAGUGUCAUCGGCACCACAUACGAUAAUAUACAUCGUUUUCUGGUUUGCAGCCUUGACAUUUCUUAACAUCUUCUAUACUCGUGAGUACCAUGUCAAGAUCAUGAAACACAUCACAAAGAAAAUAAGGAACAUCUUUAUCCAGGCUCUUGUCUUGUGUUUUCUGAAUAGCAUCCCAAAGAUAAUCCUGAUGGUCAAUCUAUACAGAAACUCUUCCAUACAAGUGUUUGCAUCCGCUAUUUCAGGCACAACACAAAUUUCGAUGGCAAUAUCUCUUGCCCUUGUGCUGAUACUUGCUAAGACAAACUGCUUCGUUCACCACAUAAGCUUCUAUAAGGACAUUCUCUUUCUCGAAGCCUCGCACCUGCUACUGCUGAUCAUGUUCUCAAAUGCAACAGAUGCCCUGACCGUCCCUCUUAUGGCUCUGGGAGUGUUCUCUACAUUUUUGUUUAAUACCUUCUCCCUCCCCCCAUACAUUUCGCAAGUAUCGAACAGCAGCGACGAAGAAGUCAUCUCUUCCCACGCGCAGCCUCCGUCACCAUCGCUUACAUUGUAUCCGUUCAGGCUCAUAUUCAACCUACUCUUCCUGGACCCUUCCCACAUAUCUCCAUCGUCCUCGAAGAAAACACCAUAUACCAUAGUACUUUCUCCAGUAAUCAAUUUCCUAAUCGGGGCGAUGUACCUCCGCAUGGACAUGAGGCGCUUUGAGCUUCUCCUUUCUCUUGCAUGCUCCUUUCUUCUGGGCCUGCUUUUGUACAUGAUGGCAAGAAAGAGGAUCCUUUCCACACUCUCAUGCCUGUACAGCUUGGCUGCCUCCAUACUCUUUUUCUCGAUAAUAAUGGAAAGCUUUGUGAGCUUGUCAAUGCACAUAAGCAAUGCAACGGGGCUAGGCGCCCAGUUUCUUUCGGGAACAUUUCUUUCGCUGCAAUGCAAUCUAACAGAGAUUGUAACCUGUCUUAGUUACACCGGAAACGAAAUGCUGAUCGUGUCGUCUUGCUCCAUUCUCUACACACACAUGUAUAACACUCUUCUCUUCUUCCCAGUUGCCAAGCUGCUCCUGGGGAAAACCGGUGCAUAUGCACAAUCUCAUAAUAUUUCAAACGCCCCCUUCGUAUACUUUUCGUAUGUAUUCAUACUUGCAGAGAUUAAGGUCAUCUUUGUGAACUACCUCCUUAGACACCACAAGCUGACAAAAGAUCUUGGAUAUACACUCAUAGCAAUAUAUGUGCUAUUCAUAAUCGGGUUUGCCAUGGAAGGCAAGACCCAUCUUUGUAAAUAA